UGAAGGCCCAGUUUGGGAGGUGCAGCUUGGCCAGGGUACUUUAGGCAGUGGAUGUUUUGGGGGCACAGAGAAAGCAGAAAGGUCUGCAUCAAGAGACAACACAAGAGGUGAAAGAGGGACAAGCAAGGGGGAAAUAUUGUCUCUGGGCAAGUCAUUGCUGAAUAUCAAGGUCCUGCGGGUGUGCAGACUCUUGUGCACUGAGCUUAAGGGCUCCAGAUCAAGACUUUCAUCUCCUCGUCUCCUUAUCUCCAAGUUUCCUCUCCGUCCUCCUGAUUGUGACCCCUGUCCUAUCUGUGAAAGAUGGAAAGGUCAACACAGGAGCUCUUUCUGAACUUUAUGAUCGUCCUGAUCACGGUGCUGCUCAUGUGGCUGCUUGUCAAGAGCUACCAGGACGCCUGAGCCAGAAUUGAAAUGAGCGUCUGGCAGGCUCAGUGCUUCACCUGGUUUGUGAUGUUGAAGCUGGAAAGAGAGCAUACAGUGCAGCCUGACCAGCAGAUGGCAGUGUUUGAGUUGGAAACAAGAAAGAGAAGGCCUUUUUCUGACCUCUCAAGAAAUGAAGAGAUGGGCCUUGAAAUGUAGUGGCUGAGUUCUGUAAAAUAGAGAUUAAUUACAUGGAUCUUAGCUUCAUUUUCUUAAGCUUUGGUAUACUUGUUUACAGCUUAGGCACCUCUAACAGUGGCCAUUUUCACAGCUCCAAUUGAUUGACAUGUCAACGUGUGUGCUGAAGCAUAAGUGAAAUAAAAUGAAAGAGAGAAAUGAA
Molecule: messenger RNA, 760 nt
Organism: Pygocentrus nattereri (red-bellied piranha)
Lineage: Eukaryota; Metazoa; Chordata; Actinopteri; Characiformes; Serrasalmidae
Product: sarcolipin
Exons: 2
Coding region: 301-399 (32 amino acids)
Cellular component (GO): membrane
Molecular function (GO): enzyme regulator activity
Source: RefSeq, a predicted model, not a curated record